UACAUACUAUACAUACAUUAGAGAGAGAGAGAGAGAAGCGCAGAGAGAAAAAUCAGACAGCUUGUCCGAGUAGACUUGAGAGAGAGAAAGAGAUGGCAUCGUUCGACGCAUACAGCACGGACGGUGACGGUACGCGUCAGUUCGACGACGGCGGGUACACUGGCUACGACGAAUCAUACACCGCCUUUUCCCCUGCUGACACUCCGCCUUACUCUGCCGCCGCCGCCGGAGCUGGAGUUUACCCUCCAGAGUACGGAGAAUCGGAGGAGGUGGUGGUGGAUCACGUGGACAGCCCCGAUCCGUUCGGGUCCUCGACCACGGCCCCGAUCUCGAAUGGCAACGGGAAUCGGCCAUAUGAUAUGGGGGAAGAUUCGGAGGGAAUAUUCAACUCCGAUGGGCCGAUUCUUCCGCCUCACUCUGAAUUGCAGCCUGAAGAAGGAUUCGCUCUUCGCGAAUGGAGAAGGCAAAAUGCCAUUCGGCUUGAGGAGAAGGAGAAGAGGGAAAAAGAACUGCGGAACCAAAUUCUAGAAGAUGCUGAGGAGUAUAAAAAAAAUUUCUACGAGAAAAGAAUUCUUGGUUUAGAGACUAACAAGACUAGUAACAGAGAGAGAGAGAAGUCAUUCCUGGCCGGCCAAGAAAAGUUCCAUAAAGAAGCCGAUAAACAAUAUUGGAAAGCCAUAGCCGAGCUCAUUCCUAAUGAGGUACCCAAUAUUGAAAAGAGGGUGAAGAAGAAGGAUAAAGACAAGAAGCCAUCUAUCACAGUCGUCCAAGGUCCGAAACCUGGCAAGCCUACCGAGCUUUCAAGGAUGCGCCAUAUACUGGUGAAGCUGAAGCAUAAUCCCCCGCCUCACAUGUUGCCACCACCUCCUGCUCCUGCUAAGGACAAGAAAGAUUCUAAGGAUGGAAAGACUGUCAAAAUUGGAAAAGAUGCAGAAUCAAAUGCGACUAAAGAAACACCUGCCAAAGAAUCUGCUGCCGGUGGUUCACGGCCAUCUGAAGAACCCACUGCUGGUCCAUCCAACGACCAGCUUGUUAGCUAAUUUUUCUACUUUUGCUUGCUUACUCGCUCGAUUCCCCGUGCCUUGUAUCUAUUUUGCACCGCCAGUUACUACUGAGAGUAGAAACAAUGACUGGAAACGUUCGUAUGUUCUUAAGCUUUUACAAAUUAAGUAUAUGUUUUGUACUAGUUAUUGUAAAACAUUUUCCUUUUUAAUGAUUGACUUUCGAUUAACA
Messenger RNA from Olea europaea var. sylvestris, 1233 nucleotides. RefSeq names its product clathrin light chain 2-like. The coding region runs from base 93 to 1040 and encodes 315 amino acids. Lineage: Eukaryota; Viridiplantae; Streptophyta; Magnoliopsida; Lamiales; Oleaceae. The record is from RefSeq and is a predicted model, not a curated record. Gene Ontology annotation, biological process: clathrin-dependent endocytosis; intracellular protein transport; clathrin coat assembly. The transcript has 3 exons. Gene Ontology annotation, cellular component: plasma membrane; clathrin coat of trans-Golgi network vesicle; clathrin coat of coated pit. Gene Ontology annotation, molecular function: clathrin heavy chain binding; structural molecule activity.